This is a messenger RNA of Tetranychus urticae (two-spotted spider mite), 1955 nucleotides long. RefSeq lists its product as uncharacterized. The record is from RefSeq and is a predicted model, not a curated record. NCBI's taxonomy places the organism in Eukaryota, Metazoa, Arthropoda, Arachnida, Trombidiformes, Tetranychidae.
UGCUUCGCAGAGCAAUACAAAUGUUAUGUGCAACAUUAGGCAAAGCUGACCAUUAAUUAAACAUUUUCAUUCCCUUCUCUUGACAAUGAUACAAAAUGUUAACAUUAACAUUGUGAUUGCUUACAAAUAAUGAAUCAGUGACAACAAUCUAACUGAAAAUUAGACGAUUUCAUACUUUGCUUUGUUUUUGUUUUGCAUUUUCAUGUUAAAAUGUUAUUCCCCAGCAAAUCCGGUUGCACAUUAAUGUUGACUUGAACCUCUACAUUUCUCAUGGUUUUAAAUCAUGUUUCCAAUCGUUUAUCGUGGCUAUUCAGGAAUCCGUAAGGUUACAUCUGAAAGAUGCCCUGAUCCGCGAAUAUCACAACAACGAAUCAUUUUGGACAGUCAUAUAACUGGAGAAACACAGUUAACCAAUGUUGAUUUUGUGCCUUCGUUUUGCAAAAAGCUCAAAGAAACAGUAAUUUAUCAUAAUUUCAGUUCCUUGGUGAGUUUAGCCAAUGAUUGGUUAAUUAGCCAUCCAUGCUGGGAAAUAAUCAACUGUGAAACUGUUACCCAAUAUGUUCAUCAAGUUCAUGAUUCAGUCGAUUACUCAGCUGUAAUAAACAUUUUACGCAUUUGGAUUAAACGUCGACCCAAUGAACCCUACUUGGUAUCCAGAGAGCCUCUUCUCUGGUAUAAAGAUUUUGCUCCUGAUCAGAGGUCGGGUUACAGUCGAUUUUGAACCCUUGGGACAGAGUCAUUGACAAGAUAAACAAGGCGAUUUCUCGAGGGUCGGAUAAAUGGUAAAAUUGUUCAAAUGGAGACUCUAAAGGUUCCAGCAACCGAUGAUUGGACCUUCAAGUCAGAGGCAACCUACUGCAAUGACGGUCGAACCACUAGGGACAUUGAACGAUACCAAAACUAUGUCAUCUUGAUACGUGUUUUUUACCUUGCUGGACCUCUUUUUGACCAUGAAGUGGUUCUCGCUGAUUUUGUACCCUUCGACCUUUCCUCGGAAACAUUUGCCAGGCGAAAUGGGGAAAAGUUUUCUUCAAUGAUCUCAAGAGCAGCUCUCUGGCUUAGGGAAAACACUGAACUAUCACUGGUAAAUGCUCAAGCUGUUGACAUUCAUGUUCCAGAUCCCGAUGCUGAAACGAUUGAGACGAGAAUCACUUGGAAAAGAAAGGAAAGGAAUGAUAAAGAAAUCCGAUUUCUUCGCAUUUAUUGUACAAAACGAAAUGAAGUUUCCAAAUUGUUUCUCAAUUAUGAAUCUCUGUCAGUCUCAAGCCUUGAAUAUAAACUGUAUUUAACUGCAAUUGCCUUUAAUGUGAAAAGUUUCCAGCAAGAUGUCAAUGAAUGGUUCGUUGACUUGGCUCAGCGAAACAAUGGAAUCAAACCUCGAAUUGUUAACAUUGAAACUUGUGUGGUUCCACCCUUUGUCAAUGAUCAGACUGGCAAAUCAUUUCAACAUGCAGUUGAUGAGACACAUUCUUGUAACCAAAUGGACGGUCGAUUCAAGUAUUCAUUUGUUACAAUCAGAAUCUAUUACGAUGAAUCGGGACUGGAAACGGGAGACUUUCAAAUAACUCGAUUACCAUGAGACUUUGCUUUCCAUUUCAAUAUUUCUUCAAAAUUUGCAUUUCAAUUUCAUCUGAAGCAAAACUCAAAAACAAUUAAGCACAACAUCAUUUAUUUAUUUAGCGAUCUUUCAUUGCUCCGGUUGCAACUGCAAUUCAUUUUCAUCGACCUUUUCGAACUCAUUCACAUUACUUUUUGGGUGUUUUUCCUCGAACUUUUGGAUAUAUUUGAACAUUUCCUUCGGAGCUAUGUUUAUCAUGAUUUGCAUGAGAUUGAGAACCUUGCUCGAUCCAAACUCUCGACAGUUCAGACUCUUACUCUGCCUUUAUUUCUUAUGAUGAUGCCUUUGAGCUUGAAUGUCUUUUUUACCCUUUGUGUGCUCUAUUUUACCUUGAAAG